Messenger RNA from Acytostelium subglobosum LB1, 435 nucleotides. RefSeq lists its product as hypothetical. The annotation marks the transcript as partial. Gene Ontology annotation, molecular function: carbon-sulfur lyase activity. The record is from RefSeq and is a predicted model, not a curated record. Lineage: Eukaryota; Evosea; Eumycetozoa; Acytosteliales; Acytosteliaceae. The transcript has a single exon.
CAAAUAAUGGAAACCAAGGAACCAACCCCUCAAAAGACCUUUGACUUUGCUUGUCACUGCGGUGCCGUCAAGUUCCAGUGUGAGCUGGACCAUGAUCUUCGUCAGAGUGGCCGUUGCAACUGUUCAAGCUGCUCAAUCACCCGUCUAUGGUGCCAUCCCGUCACCAACAUUAGCUCAUUCAAGAUGUUGACACCAGAGGAGAACCAAUCCGUCUAUCGCUACGGAACAAACUACACUGGACACUACUUCUGCAAGACCUGUGGUACCCAGACCUACAUCAAGGGUGACCAUCCAGGCUUUGGCACCUACUCCUACGUGAGCAUCAACUGUCUUCAAGGAUUCACUCAAGAGCAAUUCUCUGCCAUUCCCGUGCACUAUGCCAAUGGAGCCGAAGACAACCACAAGGAUACUCCAAAGUUCACCAGUCACUUGUAA